Solanum dulcamara is the source of this 987-nucleotide messenger RNA. Its product is annotated as CENP-B homolog protein 2-like. Gene Ontology annotation, molecular function: DNA binding. The transcript is spliced from 2 exons. The record is from RefSeq and is a predicted model, not a curated record. Gene Ontology annotation, cellular component: nucleus. Lineage: Eukaryota; Viridiplantae; Streptophyta; Magnoliopsida; Solanales; Solanaceae. Bases 1 to 987 code for a protein of 328 amino acids.
AUGUAUGGUAAAAUUAAUCCAAAAUUCAGCUUCUCUUCUGGUUGGUUAGAACGUUUCAAGUCAAGAUAUGGAAUCAAGUCUUACAAAUGUUUUGGUGAAAGUCAUUCAGUUAUCAUGGAGAACAUUGAAAAUAAAUUGCCUAGCAUAUGGUCAAAACUAGAUCAGUUUGAAUUGAAGGAUAUUUAUAAUAUGGAUGAAACUAGACUAUUUUACCUAUUGAAAGUUGAUCAUUCACUUGCUACCAAGCAGCUUGAAGGUCGCAAAAAAGACAAAGAAAGAAUUACUCUUACUCUCUGUUGCAAUGGUGAUAGAUCUCACAAAGUACCAUUGUGGAUUAUUGGUAAGUUUGCAAAUCCUAGAUGCUUUAAAAAUGUGAAUAUGACCUAUCUUAAUUGCACGUAUAUAUCCAACAAGAAAGCUUGGAUGACUGGCCUGCUUUUCCAAGAAUAUGUUGGAUGGUUUGAUAAGAGAAUGAAUGGAAAGAAGGUUUUGUUAAUAGUAGACAAUUGCCUAGCUCAUCCAACGAUAGUUGAAGGCCUAAGAAAUGUAGAGUUGUUUUCUUAUCUCCUAACACAACGUCUAAGAUUCAAUCAUGUGAUGCUGGAAUUAUUCGAGCAUUCAAAGCUCAUUAUCAUCGUCGUCUUUAUUUCAGCAUCCUACAAGCAUUGUAAGAUCCAGUCAAAAGAAAAUAAUGUUCCCGAACCACAAGUUGGUGAAUUAGAUGAAGGUAUCCAAGAAUUAAAUGAUGUCAUCUCUAAUUUAGCCUAUAGAAAUAUGAUGGAUGUUGAACAUCUUUUGAACUACCCUAACGAGAAUGAUACAGUUAUGGAAUCACCUGCAGAGGAAGAGAUUAUUCAAUCUGUAAUGAAUAAUGAUGAUGAGAAUAAUCUUGGGCAAGAUGAUAGGAGCAUUGUCCCACGUGUGUCGUCAAAAGAGGCAUUUCAAGCAAUGACUACAUUGUCAAACUAUUUGGUGCAACACGAAUAA